UUUCCUCCUCUUCUUCCUGGUUGUCUUUCUUUCUUUUCUUCUUUUUCUUUCUUUCUUUCUUCUUCAGACCCACUCACCAUGUUCAUCCACGCAUAAAUAUAUCCCCAGAAACAGAAACCCACUCCUCAUUUUCAUGAUUUUGGUCUUUAAUUUAAGGAUUCCUGGGUUUGGAUUUGGGUUUUCUGUGUUUGUGAGUUUAAGUUGGCAAUUUUGGAUCACCGAUCUGAAGAUUUUGUGUUGGUGUGCUUGGGUUUUCUGUGUUUGUAGUUGUGGUUUGAAGCUUGGGCUAUGAUGGAGGUGGGUUUGUGUGGUUGGUGGUGGUAUUGAUGAUUGAAAAUUUUUUCUUUUUGUGGCUGUAGCUGAUGGUUGGAUUUUCUUUUGGGUUAGAUUUAUUUUUUCGUUUUGUGGCCGUUGGUGGUGUUGACAGUGGUGGGUUCUGAGUUUGCCAUUGUAUAUAUGGUUUUCGGUCUGUGGGUAAGAGAAAAAAAAUUUGAAAUUUGGAAUAGGGAAGAGGGAAAAUAUGUGCUAUGAGUAAGAGAAAAAAAUUCAUGGAGAAACGGUGAAGUGGGAGGGAACCAGUCCCUUGCUGGGUUAUGUGAAAUGGGUUUUAUGGUGUACAGAGGCGUGAAAUCAGUUGUUGGGUUUUGUGAUGGGAAGGAAGAGCAGUAAAAUGAAGAGAGAGAAUGUCACGUGCGGGUACCCAUAUGACCGUUCUGUGUAGUGUCAGUGGUGGGGUCCAUGGGUUUGGGGAAAAGUUGUAGAGAUAUAUAACUGAGAACUGAGUCCAAACAUGUGUUUUGUAAUUUUUGAGUGAAGGUGAGGUUUGAGAAUUGAGUUAUGAGUUUUGGGUUUGAGUUAUGGGUUUUGAAAAUCGAGAUAUGGAAAUUGAGUUAGCUCUAAACCAAACGGGCCCUUAGUCAUUCAUUGUUUCAACUUCCAAUUCGUUUAACACAUGGCCAAAAGAAAAAGUCUUCCCUACCAUCUGCUCUUUUUGACUUUGCACUAUUUAGUAUCUAAUAGAGUGCCUCUCUGUUUCUCUCAAAAAAUCUUUAACUCACUUUCGUUAAAUCUAAGAUUAGAGUUCAUUCACCUUUUUUAUUUUUCCAGAGAAAGAAGCAAAAGAAGGAAGAUGAUACCGACUUCGGCAUCAAUAACGAAAAAAAGUCCCCUCCCACAAACAAUGCCUCCGAUGGGUUCUAUUCUUUCUCUAAUUUUUUUUUAGAGAUGAAGAGGAAUCUUUUCCCAAUCUAGAGUCUCUAAUUUCAUCAAAUCAAGUGAGUGUACCAAAACUAAAAAGAGAGACAGACACACGUUAAAUGAAGAAGAUGAAGGGGCUAUAGAAACAGAGGCCGGCGAAAAAAAAAGGAAAAGAAGAAGAAAUGCAUAGCAGAGACAAAUACGAAGUAGAGGAGGAAAAACCGAGUUAGACGGCGCCCACAAGUUGAACUUGGGGAGUUCAGCUUUCUUGAGAAAAUUUUUUCUAUGACCCAAUCGGAGGAAAGGACUUGGGCAAAAUUAGUUACACUUAAUACCAUCCAUUGGUAUUGUGACGGACUUGAGCCAACGCCAGCAGCCGUCAAAUAUGAAGCAAAAAUCAGCAGACGUAAAUCCGUCGUCCUCAUUUUAUUUGAACGGUCUUCAUUUUUAUUUUAGUAGUUAACUUCACCCGUUCACAUUUUCAGAAAUGGACGAUGCUAAGAGGAGAGCACUAAUUAGGUCGCAAGCUGCCAAGAAAAAGGAGACCGGCGACGUGGCUCCUAAGGGGAUGGGCUCAAGCAACCCGUCCAUAAAGAGGAAGCAACUGCCUGAAGGGGACCGUCCUGCUAAGAAGCCCAAAGUCCCUUUGGAGCCCGUUGUAGGGCUAAUGGCUGAGAGUGCGAAGACGGUCACCCUAGUGAAGCACAAGGCUGGCAAAGGCCCUAUGAAGGCUCCGUCCACCAAUCAAGAGAAGCCACUCGUCCUCCUCCGCAAAGAUUCUAAACAUGCCUUGGAGCAGCUCUUGUCCAUCAUUUCAUCGGAGGAUUAUGAGGACUUGGGCAACCACUCCACAGAAGCCAUGGGGGAGACAGGCCAUGGUUAUGAUGAAAGGGCUGAUGGGAUGCUGUCUUACCCACAAGACAGCCCUGGAGCGUGUACGGGCAAAGGCAGAGCAGAUGGAGGAUGAUCUGAACCAACUACAAAGUUGGAAAUCCAAAAUGGAGAAAAAGUUCAAACUUUCGGAGAGGGUAAGAAAAGAUCUUAAGCAGAGCACGAAGGAGGCGAAGAAGGCCUUUGAGGGUAAGGACAAGGAGGUACAGGACCUGAAAGAUAGGCUCCGUCAGGCUAAGGAGGUGGCGAUAUGGGAGUACCGUGACUCCGACACCUUGCUGUCAAAGCUAGGAGACUCUUUCCUGCAGGGUUUUGACAAUGCCCUCCAUCAAGUUAAGAAGGCCUACCCCGACCUGGAUGUUUCAAACAUUAAAGUUGAGGACCAAGCUCAAACCUCCGCCAUGCCCGUCGCCUCAGAGGACACUUACAACCUUUUUGCUGAGGAUGCAACUCAAGGCGACAGAGAGUUAGCUCUGGCCCAGAAUGCCCAAGGUCAAGUUCAAAUUGUGGGAGAUGACACACGUCAGGAGAAGGACGCAGACCCUCAGGAGUAGAUUUUUUU
This is a messenger RNA of Quercus robur (English oak), 2650 nucleotides long. RefSeq lists its product as uncharacterized. The coding region runs from base 1983 to 2642 and encodes 219 amino acids. The transcript has 5 exons. The record is from RefSeq and is a predicted model, not a curated record. NCBI's taxonomy places the organism in Eukaryota, Viridiplantae, Streptophyta, Magnoliopsida, Fagales, Fagaceae.